Molecule: messenger RNA, 2174 nt
Organism: Neurospora tetrasperma FGSC 2508
Lineage: Eukaryota; Fungi; Ascomycota; Sordariomycetes; Sordariales; Sordariaceae
Exons: 4
Coding region: 1-1980 (659 amino acids)
Biological process (GO): regulation of Golgi organization
Cellular component (GO): cytosol
Source: RefSeq, a predicted model, not a curated record
AUGGAGCAAUCCCCCCUUACGCAACAGCCUCGGCCGGAGGCGUUCCAGGCCAAGAUUGUGCAGCUUUAUCAGGAGCUAUUCAAGGACCACGACCACGACGAAGACCUCGACUCGCACUACCACUCCCCCACCCAAACCGAAGGUUUCUGGACCGAGUUCUUCAUCCUCAAACCCGCCCGCUCUUCCCUGCGCCAAAUCCUCGACCCCAUUUCCGCCUCCGACCUGCUUCAUCUCUACUCCGCGCAAACCCAGCAGCUCUUCUCCCGCGCCGUGAGCGCGCUCAAGCCCACCAGGCCUUCCUCGUCCGCCUCUGCCUCUAGUCAGACUCAGAGUCAGAACAAGCAAGCGAACGCGCUUGACACGCUAUCGGUGUUCCUUGUCAGCAUACUAGGGAAGAAGUACACGAAUCCAAGCUCGGACAUUAUCGAGGUGCUUGCGGGACUGGAUAGUGUCGACCACGUCUUUGGGGAGUUUGUAGGGGCUUUGGAUGGAAUUGUGCGCGGUGGCAGCGGAAAUGCAGGCGCGACGAGUAUAGAGGUCCGGCGCAAGGCGGUGGAGGUGGCGAUGGCGGUUACGGCGGGGGCGUGGGGGACAGGGUUGGGGAGUUAUUUCAUCCAGAGAGAUAUGUUUCCUGCUUUGAUGAAGCUUAUACAAGACUCCGAGACGACACAAGAUAUUGUUCGGCCGUUCACGCUGGUCGGACUUCUUGCUAAUUACAACAAGUUCGAGUUUCAAAACCCGUACCAGAUGCGGCUGAACGACUUUGUCAAUGAGCAAACGAUACAGAAAAUUAUCAGAGCCGUGGGUGAGGCGUGUCUAACGCUACGAGGGCAGUAUGUUGCGGUACAAGAGGAUCUACCGGAGGGAUGGUCGAUAGCGGGCACGCUGAGCAUGAUUGGGUUGGUGAGGUUGAAUAAACACAAGAAGCCCGUGUAUGAUGCGGAGACCCAAAAGAGGAUGUUUUCGGCGCUGCCCGGCAAAGAAGCAGCCGUCCUCCUAGCAACCUACGACUUUACUCACGCAAAUAAGCUCUUCUGCCACAACCUUGUCACCCUCCCACCACUUGCCAAAGGCGACGAACCACCCUUCUCGAGCUUCCUCUCUAUAACCUCGUACAUGCUCCAACACGCCCACUUAUCACAACGCACCACCCUUUACAGUCACCUCAACCUCAUGAUCAUCCGCCUCCUAAUCGAAGACCCCGUCCUGUGCAAACGUCUCUGCAGCUCCGAGCCCGAGCACAAGCACCCCGUCCGUCUCUGCCGGCAACGCUCCCCUUACCUCCCCCACGUGGCCGGCGACCGCGUCCUCGCCACCGCCGUCCUUGACACCAUGAUUGACGCCGUCAACCACAACCUCCGCCGCCGGCUCGACGUCGGUCUGUACACCCUCUGCGUCGGCAUCCUCCUCCGACUUAUCAGCUACAUGUCCCGCUCCCGCUCCCGCCUCGAGUACCACUGGCACGAACUCUUCCGCUCUCUUUUGUCCUUGAUCCGCUUCCUGACCACUUACGCCUCGGACCUCAAGACUUUGCUAGGUGGACAACAAGGCCAGCUCGACACGCUUUUGGAUCUGGUAGUCAACACCCUCGCCCUCGGUCUCUCGUCAGGCGAAUCGUUCCUGCCGACAUCGGCAGCCUACGACGAUCUGUUUUACAAGAUUGUCGAGAUGGGCGAUGUGCUGGUCAAGUUCAGGGAUGUGUACGGGCUGAAGAAGAGACAGAGUAAUGGUAUCGAUACGUUGGUGAAUGUGUCGGCGCACUACAAGGACAUGUUGGCUUCAGGGGCUAGUAGUAAGGAAAAGUUGACGAGCGUGCAGGUUGCCGAGGUGAUUAAGCAGGGGUAUGAGACGUUGAGCAUUCAGGCUAAGGAGGGGCUGGAUAGCUGGGAGAGAUUUAGGGAGGCGGAUGAGAGGGGGUUGUUGAAGAAGAUGGCGAGGGAGGCGGUGGGGGAUGUGAGGGCGUUGGUGGGUGGGGAGUGAAUGAUGUGGAUGUGGUAGUAGUAGGGAAAUGGUUUGGUUUUUACACUAAUGAGACUGAGAUGGAAAAAGGCGUUUGUUUUGUUUUGUUCUGUUAGCGAUGUAUGGGAUAGAUUGUGUUUGAGGAUGAUGUACACUACUUAAUGGCUUGAAGCCCAAAUAUCCAAUCGGCCAAUAUCAGAUGGACUGGACUGAAC